Molecule: messenger RNA, 580 nt
Organism: Owenia fusiformis
Lineage: Eukaryota; Metazoa; Annelida; Polychaeta; Sabellida; Oweniidae
Source: the annotation of a GenBank genome assembly
CCGGAUUCAAUUUGCUCGCGGGAAAAGUUGUAAACUUUCGAAAUAGAUAUUUAUUCAAAUUAAACGUGUACAUUCACUCUGUACGCAAAAUGGUUCAGCUAUACGUUAAAAUCCCUGGUGAUCCAGAGAACUGUCCAGAAUGGGCCAUAUUAGAACUUCAAGGAGAUCUCCAGUCAAGGAAUGAGACAGGCUUGUCAGGAAAAUACAUAGGAGGGCUUCACUUUUCCAAGAGUGACCAACCAAUCAUGAUUAUUGGACAUCACAUACUUCAUGGAAAAAUCGUAAAACUUGAAAAACCUUUGGCCGUGUUGUCUAAAAAUCAACAAAUGGACACUUCUUCCAAUUCAGAUCUGGAUAAAUCAUUAACAGAUAAUGACUCUGACAUUAAAAUAGACAAUAAAGACAUUCACUACCUCGUGCAGGCCGUUAUAACAAGAAAAUUAGUCUUCAAAACCAGGCCUAAACCAAUAAUUGCAAAUGUCCCCAAGAAAUUAUAAAACAUGCAUGCUGGUAGAACAUUCUAGAAUAAUUUGAAUUAUGUUUAUUUAAUUUAAAUAUAAAAUUAAGAUCAUAUAAAAAG